AUGCCAACCCCGCGAGCAGAUGAGUCGGAUGCCGUCAUGGAAGACGGCAUCGGGCAACAUGACAAGGCGCUCCAUCCGCUGUGUGAUUUCGAGUUCACCUUUGAGUCGUCCAUGUUGAUGAUCGAACCUGAUUAUCCAUCUUCAGCAGCGAAUCUGUUUGCUGAUGAGACGCUUGAAGCAUAUGUUUUUCCAAACGACGAGAAGGAACAAGAGCGGCUAGCCCUGCAGGGCCCCAUUAUGCAGAAGCUCAUGGGAGGCAAAUUGCACUUUGCUCCCAUUUCUGUCGAAAACUAUCCACACUUUAUCCUCGACAUCGCAACGGGAAUUGGCGACUGGGCUAUUGAGAUGGCUGAUGAGUUCCCCGACUCACGGAUCAUCGCCACGGAUCUAUCACCAAUCCAGCCGAAUUACGUGCCUUCCAAUGUCCGGUUCUAUGUCGAAGAUGCGACUGAGCCAUGGGACUUCCCCCACAAGUUCAACUUCAUACAUACUCGGCUCACUGGCGGCUGUUGGGAAGAUUUCGAGAAACAGAUUGCCGCUCAGGCUUUCGACGCCCUUGAACCGGGCGGCUGGUUCGAAUCCCAAGAGGUUGAUUGUAAUAUCUCGUGCGACGACGGCACUUUGAAUCCCUGCGGACCGAUAGUCUCGUGGAUCAGCGACCUGAUUCUCGCCGCAGACAGGAUGGGUCGCCCUACACUCUUGGGGCCUAUUCUGAAGAGGGCAUACGAGAAUGUGGGCUUUGUGGAUGUGCAGCAGCGCGUUUAUAAAAUGCCCCUCAACUCUUGGCCCAAGAACCGAUAUCUGAAGCAGAUAGGGCUGCUAUGGGGCCACAACCUUGUGGAAGGGCUGUCUGCCUUUUCAUACCAGCUGCUUCAUCACGGUUUUAAUCGUUCGGCCGAGGAAAUUGAAGUGAGUUGGCACAUGGUAAUUUACUUGAAUCGGAGCCGACAAAAGGACCAUGUGUAG
Metarhizium acridum CQMa 102 is the source of this 966-nucleotide messenger RNA. RefSeq lists its product as uncharacterized. The record is from RefSeq and is a predicted model, not a curated record. NCBI's taxonomy places the organism in Eukaryota, Fungi, Ascomycota, Sordariomycetes, Hypocreales, Clavicipitaceae.